Molecule: messenger RNA, 1515 nt
Organism: Tarenaya hassleriana
Lineage: Eukaryota; Viridiplantae; Streptophyta; Magnoliopsida; Brassicales; Cleomaceae
Product: adenosine deaminase-like protein
Exons: 13
Coding region: 142-1233 (363 amino acids)
Biological process (GO): inosine biosynthetic process; adenosine catabolic process
Molecular function (GO): adenosine deaminase activity
Source: RefSeq, a predicted model, not a curated record
GGAAGUUUCAAGUUGUGAAGCACAGCACGACGAAAAAAGAAAAAUCUCCGACUCCGUCAGUGCUCCCAAUUGCCAAAUAAAAAAAAAGGGUACUCUCUGUUCUUCGUGUUUAAUCCGUGUACGUCUUCUCAGAGCGAUAAGAUGGAAUGGGUGAACUCCAUGCCCAAAAUCGAGCUACAUGCUCAUCUCAACGGCUCCGUCAGAGACUCAACCCUUCUAGAGCUUGCUAGGGUUCUUGGUGACAAGGGUGUUAUCUUGUUCUCUGACGUGGAAAAUGUCAUUCUGAAAAAUGAUCGCACUUUGACUGAGGUUUUCAAGUUGUUUGAUCUGAUUCAUAUUCUUACUACUGACCACAAGACUGUCACGAGGAUCACCAAAGAAGUUGUCGAAGACUUUGCCUCCGAAAACGUGGUUUAUCUUGAGUUACGAACAACUCCAAAGAGGAAUGAGUCGAUAGGCAUGAGUAAACGCUCUUACAUGGAAGCGGUGAUCGAGGGUCUGAGAUCUGUCAGUGCAGUUGAUAUCGAUUUCUCAGCAUCUGAUUCAACGCCUGGGAGAAGUGUCAGCUCUCGAGUUCCGCGUAAUGGACGCGACGAAACUCCGAGAAAGAAGAUUUAUGUUAGGCUUCUUCUCAGCAUCGACCGCAGAGAAAGCACGGAAUCUGCAAUGGAAACCGUUAAGCUUGCGCUGGAACUGAGAGAUGCAGGGAUUGUUGGUAUAGACCUUUCCGGGAACCCUUGUAUCGGAGAAUGGGCCACAUUCUUGCCCUCGCUAGAAUUUGCUCGGGAUCAAGGUCUUCACAUCACGCUUCACUGUGGGGAGGUGCCAAAUCCGAAAGAAAUCUAUGCCAUGCUCGACUUCCGCCCUCGUAGAAUCGGCCACGCUUGCUUCCUCGAAGGGAAAGACUGGGAAAAGUUGAAACAAUACAAAAUUCCGGUCGAGAUAUGCUUGACAUCCAAUAUCGUUACCAAAUCAAUUUCUUCGAUUGAUAUCCAUCACUUCGCUGAUCUCUACAAUACAAAACACCCGCUGGUUCUAUGCACAGAUGAUACCGGAGUUUUCUCUACCAGUCUCUCCAACGAGUAUGCUCUCGCCGCUCAUUCCUUUGGUCUAAGCAAGAAGGAGAUCUUUGGACUGGCAAGAAACGCCAUAGAGUUUACAUUUGCAGAGGAUGAAGUGAAGCGAGAACUGAGGUUGAUUUAUGAUUCAGCCUCUUCCCAGUACGAUUCUUGAUUGUUUGUCAUUUCAGGUUUUGGGUUAAUGGCGGACAUUUCCACCAAUUUACCAACCGGUUUGCAGGUUUGGGAGAUCAAAGACCUUUGCUUUCUGGUUAAUAUUGUAUUGUAAUUCAUGAAGCUGUCGAUUUUAUGAUUAUGCUUUCUGGUUAUUGUAUUGGCACAUUUAGAUUUAUUCGCCUUUGUUGUUGGUUACAAGAUUUAAAUUUGGACUUACCUCAUAUCAAACAUCAUUCACUAGAAACUUCUGGACCCCACGUGCCACACGUGCUUUCCUCCA